AUGACCAGUGCUACUUCAAGGUCGACAGCCUUGCCAAAUCGGAUGAUGGCAAAAUCCGUCAUUGUGAACAGUACUCUCCAACCCCAAGAUGAGUGUACAGAAGGCGGACAAGCAGAGGUGUUCAUUGUCGAGGAUCUUGACAAGGGCAUUGAGGUUUUGGAAAGCGCUGACGUCAAGUACUCUGUCACUGGAGAUGAUGUUCAUAAUUGCUAUCUCCUUAUGAUCGAAGAAUAUUCAGCAAACCAUACGAAAUGGAACAACUUCGACGAUUCGCUUAGUGUGGAUACUGAUGGUCUCGACUUCAAUCUUUAA
This is a messenger RNA of Dothidotthia symphoricarpi CBS 119687, 312 nucleotides long. RefSeq lists its product as uncharacterized. The record is from RefSeq and is a predicted model, not a curated record. Bases 1 to 312 code for a protein of 103 amino acids. NCBI's taxonomy places the organism in Eukaryota, Fungi, Ascomycota, Dothideomycetes, Pleosporales, Dothidotthiaceae. The transcript has a single exon.